AUGCAGGAAGGCACGAGUACGCUGCCGCUGAAUACCAGCAGAGGGCUUAUACAGGAUGGCGAUACUGUCCUCCUCCGGCUCCCCAAUGGGGACGUCCGAAGCAUAAAAUUGGAGAAGGACUCAACGGUCAAUCUCGGUCGAGUGGGAUCCUUCAAUGCAUCGGAUUUAUUUAACCACACCUAUGGAUUGACCUACGAUAUAUCGGGCAAAAAGUUGGAAGUCAUCCCACCUCGCUCAAUCCAGGAAGUAGAGGACACCGAAGCCACCAAUGAACUCAUCAAUGAUGGGGAGUUCGUCCAACCUCUCACCUCGGAAGAGAUCGAGACAUUGAAAAAGUCGGGCGUGCCUGCUUCGGAAAUCAUCAAAAGGCAGAUUGAGCAGCACGCAAACUACUCCCUCAAGACUGAAUACUCUAAGGAGAAAUACAAGAAAAGGAAAGAGGCAAAGUACUCGAAAACCUUCACCACAAUUGAGCCGACCUUGUUCAAUGUCUGCGAGUACUGGUUCAAGAAGGACCAGAGUCGAUUGCGAGACAUCCGAUGUGAUACACUAUCACAAAUGCUUCAUUUGGCGAGCGUCAGGCCCGGAGGGCGGUAUAUCGUGGUGGACGAUGCGUCCGGAAUUCUUGUGGCUGGCGUUCUGGACCGAUUGUCCGGUGACGGACGCGUGAUUUCCAUCUGCGAUGUCGAAUCAUCACCCGCAUACCCGGUCUUAACCCAGCUCAAUCUGAAGAAGGAAGCUUUGUCUACGGUACUCUCUUCUCUAAAUUGGGCCACCGCGGACGAGGAAUAUAUUCCGAUGCUAGCCGCGAGUGGGACAUCUCGAGAAGUUAAAUCUGAGCGACAAAAGGUGCGCGCCUCCAAGCGCAAAGCAGCCGGUGAUUCCCUUGUGAGCGUCAGGGAGGAACUGUUCGACGGAGAGUUCGAUGGCCUCCUCGUUGCUAGCGAAUAUGACCCGCUAUCGAUAGUCGAAAAGUUGUCGCCAUAUCUUGCUGGUUCUGCUUCGAUAGUUGUCCAAAGUCCCAAUAUUCAGGUCCUUGCUGAUUUACAGAGCCAAAUGCGUCAGAUACCCCACUACUUAGCGCCAGCUGUUACUGAGGUUUGGCUGCGUCGCUAUCAGGUUCUUCCUGGACGGACUCAUCCCUUCAUGAAUAUGUCCGGUUCCGGGGGCUUUCUUCUGCACGCGAUAAAGAUGUAG
Messenger RNA from Gloeophyllum trabeum ATCC 11539, 1197 nucleotides. RefSeq names its product Gcd10p-domain-containing protein. NCBI's taxonomy places the organism in Eukaryota, Fungi, Basidiomycota, Agaricomycetes, Gloeophyllales, Gloeophyllaceae. Gene Ontology annotation, biological process: tRNA methylation. The transcript is spliced from 10 exons. Bases 1 to 1197 code for a protein of 398 amino acids. Gene Ontology annotation, cellular component: nucleus; tRNA (m1A) methyltransferase complex. The record is from RefSeq and is a predicted model, not a curated record.